Molecule: messenger RNA, 3017 nt
Organism: Microbotryum saponariae
Lineage: Eukaryota; Fungi; Basidiomycota; Microbotryomycetes; Microbotryales; Microbotryaceae
Source: the annotation of a GenBank genome assembly
AUGAACGGUACAGAAGAGACGAGGUCGCCCGCCGCGGCCUUGUCCUCCGCGUUGCCGCUCUCGUCGUCGUCGUCGUCGCAGGCGCUCGCCGCUCGCAAACGAUUGACGCCCGCGCUCAGCACGACCACCCUCGACGCCACGUCCAACAAGAAACCCCGCCUCGACUCGGCGCUCACUUCCAACGUCCAGGACGAUGACGAGGACAAGUCGGAACAGGAGAUGCAGCUCGAGGUCAGUUCAUCACUUCUUCCUAGUCCGCGAAGGCUUCGGAGGGGCGUCGUGGCGAAUGCGUUGGAGAGCACACUCGACUGCACUCCCCUCCCUCCCACAGACUCCAGCCAUGAACAGUUGAGCGCCCCUUUUCUGACCUACGCGAUUCUGUGAUCACGUGUAGAGCUUUCGCAAGCAGGCCAUCUGGCGCGAGAUGCGAGAAUAUCGACGCCGGUUCGAGCACGCGCAACGCCAGGUGGAACAGUUGACGCUCCAAAACGCUCGUACCCAAGCUCGUUUGGCCGCAGUCGAUGCGAGUUGGAACUUGGUCAGUCUGAACAAACGAGGUGACGUUGAUGGACGUGCUACUGACCACAGACUGCUGUCGCUAACUGUCAGCUCGUGAGGGAGGCCGAUCUUCUGCUGCCUUCGACUUCGACCGCUUCGAACGGUCACUCUUCGAAUGCUGGUACGUCUUUACAUCGCACUCAUUCAAAAUACGCCGUAGAUCCUAAGCCCACACGGAGUAUUCUCACAGCUCUCACACCCGCCGUCUCGGAUCGAUCCUUGACCGAAGAGCAACUCGACGAGGCGCUCGCACUCCGCUCGGCCGCGACCAAAGCCCUGCUAGGGCGAUUGCAGACUUUGCAUCCUUCCAACGCCUCCACAUCUGAUGAAAAGGUGGCAGAUCUUGAGAAUCAAUGCCGUGAAUUACUCAAAGAGGUACGCUGAUGCCGAGUCGACCCUGGCGUUCGGUACUUGUGGGGCUCGGGAGCUGACAUUCAAAUCUCGAUUUCACCACUCAGGCGACCCGCUCGCAAGAAGCUCUUCGACUGCUCCGACAACAACACGAGCAAGUCGUUGAACAGGUCGAAGAUACGCAAAAGCGACUCGCUCGCGCCGAGAAGAAGUUCGACCGUGCGCAAUCGAGCACCGUCACCGCCGUCGAGGGACGAAGUGGACCCACCAAGGGGACCGCUUCCGGAUCGUCAUCCCCUAAAAUCGGCGCCAACCCCAAUGGAAUUGAUCCCCAUGGACCGAAUAGCAUCAAGGCCGACUCCGCCGCCGCCGCUCGACCAGCCUCACCUCUGGGUCCGCGCCCCACCGUCAUCGAUCCCGAACUCCUGGAGGAGCUGCAUCAGUUGCGCUCGAUUGGACAGAUGCGCGCGCAAGAGCUUGACGAACUUCGAGGGGAGAGGGUUCGCCUUCGAUCCGAGGUCGAUGCUUUGAAGACCCGACUCGUCGAACUGCCGGAAGAUGUCGUAUCCGAAUCGACGCCUUUUAAACUGAUGCAAAACUACGUGCAGCAUCUGACGGUCGAGAUCGAGCUCCGCCGUGGCGAGCUCGAAAAGCUCGUUGCUGAAGUCGAGGUGCUACGUGAGGGGCAACAGGGGUUUAAGGCCAAGACGUUCAAAGAAGCGAACGAGCAAGUCGAAGAUUUGCAGAAGCGCAUGCUGGCCAAGGAGCAAGACCUAUCGAGGAUCCGAGCGCAGCGAGAGGACCUGCGAGCCGAGGCGAGCGAACUCAAAGCGAGGGAUACGGAAAAGUUCACAAGCGUCAAUGACCUUAACGUCUUGGUCAAGUCGAGGGAGGACCGCAUCACGGCCUUGCUGUCCGAGGUCAGGAGGCUCAAGAUGGUCAAGGCGGCGAGCGAGGGGGAUGCCAAGCGUGUCGAGAUGCAUGCCGCCGCUGACGAAGAGGAUCUCGUCAAGGAUCUGUCCUCGCGGAUCGAAAAGGCCGAGGCUUUGCUGCUUGCGCUGAGAGACCAAUUGCACUCGUACGCUGCUGCGGCCGGAGCCACUGCGAACGGUGCGAUCGACGCCUCAACGAUUGUUCAAUCCGAGAUGGAUGCACGCAAGGAACUGAGCGAGGCCAAGGCCCAGCUCGCGAAGUUUGAACCGUUCUUCGGUCCGGGCCCGGAAUACUCGUCGGAAGCUGUGGCACGGAAGAUAACGGCAGCGACGGAGAGACUUGCGGUUGCCGAAGCGCAAGUCCAGAGCAACGAGCUCGCUACGAAUAUGCUCUACAGCGAGAUCGAUCGGUUGUCGGCCGCGUGGUCCACGUUGGAUGAGCAGCAGUCAUCCAAGGCGGCGCAGUUGCAUGCGCUUGAGGAGAAGGUCCAUCGCUCGGCGACCGAGAAGACCAAAGCGGACAACCGGUACUUUCAGACGAUGCGACAAAAGGAGGCGCUUGUCGCCGAAAACGCCGUCCUAACUAAGCUCGCGGACAAGCAGAACCGAGCCCUCGAAGCGGGUGAGGAGGCUCGACACGCGCUCGGUGAUCGAUUGGCCGCGACCGAGAAGGAGAUCACACUGCACCAGCGCAACCUUCGCUUGCAUCAGGAUCAACUUGCGCUGCUCAAACGGGAGAAUGUCGACUUGACGCUUAAGCACGACCAGCAGGUGAAGGUCGUUGCCGAGUUGCAAGCCUUGCUGAACGAGCGUGUUGCCCAGGCCGAACACGAAAACGCGGGCAAGCGACGAGCCGAGGAGUCCGUCCAAAGGCUCGAACGGGACCUCGCUACGGCCAAAGCCACAGUCAAGACUCAGUUGUUGACCGGUGGAGGCGCCGGCUCUUCCAAGGAUGAAUCCACCCAAUUGCGCGAGCUCAAGAGCUUCAAUGACGACCUGUCCAAGAUGCUCAAGUGUUCGACGUGCAACUUGCGCUUCAAGAGCGUCAUCAUUGACCGAUGCCACCACCUGUUUUGCAAGGACUGCAUCGAUGCGCGUCUGUCGAACCGGCAACGCAAGUGCCCGACAUGCGGAGCGGCUUUCGGCAAGGACGAUGUUUCGACCGUCUACUUCUGA